AUGGCCAGCCCUGAGAAGCCUCAGUUUCCCCCAGCCCAGGAGCUGGGCACCACCUCACCCUCACCCCUGGAGCUGCCGGAGAUGGAGAAGCUCCUAACCAAGACGGAGGACAAGACCCUGAAGCUGUCCAAGUCCCUUUCAGGGGCCCUGGACCUCGAGCAGAAUGGCCACAGCCUACCCUUCAAGGCGGUCUCUGAGCGGCAUCUGGAGGCCCCCCUCUCCCAGUCGCCCUCCAGGGCCAGCUCCAGGAGAGCAUCCUCCAUUGCCACUGCCUCCUACACCCAGGACCGGGAGGUUCCCAAGGAUUACCUCAUCCUCGCCAUCGCCUCUUGCUUCUGCCCCGUCUGGCCCCUCAACCUCAUCCCUCUCAUCUUUUCCAUCAUGUCCCGAGGGAGCGUGCAGCAGGGGGACCUGGACGGGGCCCGGAGGCUGGGCCGCCUGGCCCGGCUCCUCAGCAUCACCUUCAUCUUCCUGGGGAUUGUCAUCAUCAUUGUGGCCGUGACUGUCAACUUAACAGGUGAGGCCCACAUGUGCACAGUUCAGAAGAAGUAA
Molecule: messenger RNA, 552 nt
Organism: Elephantulus edwardii (Cape elephant shrew)
Lineage: Eukaryota; Metazoa; Chordata; Mammalia; Macroscelidea; Macroscelididae
Gene: TRARG1
Product: tumor suppressor candidate 5
Exons: 3
Coding region: 1-552 (183 amino acids)
Cellular component (GO): membrane
Source: RefSeq, a predicted model, not a curated record